This is a messenger RNA of Centruroides sculpturatus (bark scorpion), 1216 nucleotides long. It is a transcript of the gene NKAIN, whose product is annotated as sodium/potassium-transporting ATPase subunit beta-1-interacting protein 4-like. Gene Ontology annotation, biological process: regulation of sodium ion transport. The record is from RefSeq and is a predicted model, not a curated record. Bases 233 to 1138 code for a protein of 301 amino acids. Lineage: Eukaryota; Metazoa; Arthropoda; Arachnida; Scorpiones; Buthidae. The transcript is spliced from 6 exons.
UUAAACAUGGACGGUUUUAUAUUAGCGACCUCUGUCGGUUACAAUUCAUACUCAUGAAUAGAGAUUCCUCAUAACAACUUACUCGUAAUUCCGUUUAACUUUUUUUUUUUCUUUAAUUUGUGGACAAGGGAGGACUGAGAUCGCUGAUCAGGGAUGAUUAAAUGGGUUAAGUUACGAUAAUUAUAACAACAGUUAACGUUUUAAGGCACUCGGCGGAUAGAAUUUUGAUACCAUGGCUUGUUGUACGUCAAGAUGUUUCCUUCUGACGUUAUGUGUCGUGCAGUUGAUUGCUACUAUUGAGCGACAAAUUUUUGAUUUUCUUGGAUAUAUGUGGUCACCAAUUGUUGUAAAUUUUGUCCAAAUUAUUGUUGUGAUAUUAGGUUUUUUUGGAGCCUAUCAGUACAGGCCAAAAUAUAUUGCUAUUUAUAUAGUAUGGACAUUGUUAUGGUUAGCCUGGAAUAUUUUUGUGAUAUGUUUUUAUUUAGAAACAGGAGUAUUAAAUAAGGAUUCCAGCAUUCUCAAUAUGGGUACAGGAAGUAAAAGCUGGUGGGAGAUGCACGGCAUAGGAUGCAAGUCAUCUUUCAAUUUUUCAGGCAUUCCAGAGGAACAGCACUUUUUUCCUCUUCCAACCACUGUUGAGGGUUGUAUUUUACAAUAUUAUUAUGUAGAAUGUAUACAAGCUGGCAUCCAAUGUUUUUUAGCUCUUUGUGGAUUUGGAUCUGCUUGUUAUACAUUUUAUGCAUACACUCGAGAAGAUGAUACUUCUACAGCAAGGGUAAACUCCAGGAGCCUUCCAUAUAGCAUUGAAUAUCGUUCUCAGACAUUACAUGAUGCUAAUGGCACCCUUUAUCAACGACCGAUGACACCACGUAAAGUGAAACAAAGAUCUACCAGAUCUAAACGGAGCAGUUCUAGACAAAGAUAUUAUCAAAAUCCAGUUACUAAACUAAUGGACAGUAAAUUAGAUAGUUCGAGUCAUGACAGUUACUGCACUGCUGACCUAUAUAGAGGACAGACAAACCCACUAUAUUGCAGUUCUAAACCAGAUUCUCAACCAGAAAUCAGGCCUAACUCAGUUCUUUAUUUUAAUGGAAGACCAAGUCCUAUUUAUAUGAAUGAUUCAGACACUGUUAUAUGACAAUGAGAUUUAUUUCUGCUAAUACUUUGUUACUAUUUCAGGAAGGGGACGUUUUAUAAUGUUUUAAGCUGAAAAUCG